GCGUGCGCGCCCGCCGACGGAGAGGGACGCUGGCGACGCGGGGCGCGGCGUCGGCCUCGAGGAGGCGCACCGCCCGGAGCCCGACCCGCCCGCGCGCGCCGCCGAGCAGGAAGCCUCGGGGUCGGCAGGCGGUCGCGCUGGCCAGCAGGAGCGGGGCUCGGGCUCGUGGCAGUGGAAGCCGCGCCCCGAGCAUGGAGGAGGCUACGAAGGCUCCGACCGCGUCGAGCGGCCGUCGGCCCGGCGGGCGCUGUCGGCCACGGAGCGGCAGGCGCUGCGGCUGCCCGCGCUCGACGAAGAGCGCGAGGCGCGGGAACGCCAGCAGCUGGAG
Prorocentrum cordatum is the source of this 328-nucleotide messenger RNA. Lineage: Eukaryota; Dinophyceae; Prorocentrales; Prorocentraceae. The record is from the annotation of a GenBank genome assembly.